Messenger RNA from Alnus glutinosa, 2245 nucleotides. Its product is annotated as mitochondrial Rho GTPase 1-like. Gene Ontology annotation, molecular function: calcium ion binding; GTPase activity; GTP binding. Gene Ontology annotation, biological process: small GTPase-mediated signal transduction; regulation of mitochondrion organization; mitochondrion organization. Gene Ontology annotation, cellular component: mitochondrial outer membrane. The transcript is spliced from 14 exons. Bases 92 to 2020 code for a protein of 642 amino acids. The record is from RefSeq and is a predicted model, not a curated record. Lineage: Eukaryota; Viridiplantae; Streptophyta; Magnoliopsida; Fagales; Betulaceae.
ACGCAGAUAACCUAGCUAUCCCACAACCCAACGCAAGCUAGCUUGGCCUGGUCUCCGAGUCCCGACCAAGCUGCCCAUAACAGCGUCUUCAAUGGGAAAAGCUUCAGCUGGAGCUACGAAACCAUACACCAAGUCCGGGGUGCGAGUUGUGGUUGCCGGGGACCAAGGCACCGGGAAAUCUAGCCUGAUUGUGACGGCAACGUCCGAGAACUUCCCAAACAAUGUGCCGCCCGUGUUGCCAUUGACGAGGUUCCCCGAGGAUAUCUUCCCCGACCGCGUGCCCAUCACGAUCAUCGACACUUCGUCUGGUGUAGAGGAUGAUGAUAACGUCGCCGAAGAAUUGAAGCGCGCUGAUGCAGUUGUGUUUACUUAUGCGUGUGAUGAGCCUCUAUCAUUUGAACGAUUGAGUACUUUCUGGCUUCCAAAACUUUGUAAACUAGAGGUGAAAGUCCCAGUUAUAGUGGUAGGUUGUAAGCUGGAUUUGAGAGAGGAGAACCCGCAGGUGAGCCUGGAGCAGGUGAUGACACCAAGAAUGCAACAAUUUUGUGAGAUUCAAAUCUGCAUUGAAUGUUCAGCACUUAAACAAAUUCAGACCCGUGAAGUCUUCUACUAUGCACAACAAGCUGUGCUUCAUCCACCGGGUCCACUAUUUGAACAGGGAACACAUGGAACACAUACUUUGAGGCCCAGAUUUGUUCGUGCCUUGAAGCGGAUAUUUUUUCUUUGUGACCAUGAUAGGGACGGUGCCCUUAGUGAUGCAGAGUUGAAUGAUUUUCAGGUCAAAUGUUUCAAUGCUCCAUUACAACCUUCUGAAAUAGUAGGUGUUAGGAGGGCUGUCUCAGAAAAAUUGUGUGGAGUCAAUGACAGUGGGCUUACUUGGACGGGUUUCCUUUUUCUUCAUCAAAAAUACAUAGAACAAUGGCGUCUUGAGAUAACAUGGACUAUUCUACGAAAAUUUGGAUACAACAAUGAUAUGAAACUUGCAGAGGAUGUCAUCCCAUCGACUUCCAAACGAGCCCCCGAUCAGACUGUGGAGCUGACAAAUGAAGCCAUUGAUUAUCUGAGGGGAAUCUUUGAAUUACAUUGUACCAAUUCUGAUGGGGAGAUGGGACCUCUUAAAAUUGGCAAGAUAUUUUCUAAUGCUCCGGAAAGUCCUUGGGAGAGAGAGCCAUACGUGGACGCUGCACAGAAAAAUAAAUUUGGAGGGUUAUCUCUUGAUGGCUUUUUGUCAAUGUGGGCCUUUAUGACAUUAAUAGACCCAGCUUGGAGCGUUGAAAAUAUGAUAUACGUUGGUUACCUUGGCAAUCCUUUAUCUGCAUUCUGUGAGACUAGAAAACGGCGUUUGGAUAGGAAGAAUCAACAGACAGACAGAAAUGUUUUCCAGUGUUUUGUUUUUGGGCCCAAGAAGGCUGGCAAGUCUGCAUUAUUAAAUUCUUUUGUUGGAAGGUGUUUUUCUGAUAAAUAUACUUCAACCGGCGUUGAAGAUCAUUAUGCGGUGAACGUUGUUAAUGAACCUGGGGGGACAAAGAAGACCCUUAUAUUGAGAGAGAUACCUGAAGGCAAAGUUGCUAAACUGCUGUCAGAUAAAGAAUCUUUGGCUGCUUGUGAUGUAGCAGUUUUUGUUCAUGACGGUUCUAAGAGAGCAAAUGCGUUGCUGGUAGGAGUAGCUAGUCAUGGUGUAUGUACUGGCUUUGAGGUGCCUUGCCUCAUUGUGGCAGCUAAAGCGGAUCUGGACUCUUUUCCCAUGGUCAUUCAAAAUUCUACUAGGGUUAGUCAGGACAUGGGAAUAGAGGCUCCCAUACCUAUCAGUAUGAAGUCGGGUGAUCUCAAUAGUAUAUUCCUUAGGAUUGUAAGUGCUGCAAAACACCUGCAUUCGAGCAUUCCUAAAACUGAAGCUGGGAGAAGCCGCAAGCAAUUCCAGAGACUUAUAAACCGCUCACUUAUGGUCUUUUCGGUUGGAGCUGCAGUGGCAAUUGUUGGACUGGCAGCAAAAGGUAGAAUGAUUCCCCUUAACUGUUAAGGGAUGAAAGUUUGAAAAUCAAUCAGCUUAGUUUAGCUCUUCCUCUCAUCAUAGUAUAUAUAGUUGGUUGUUCUACGAUUUGUCAUCUUCAAAAACCCACCUUGUUAGGUUUUUUGAGUAGUUGCAUACCAAAGCAUCAUGCCCCUGAUAAUUUCUUGUUCUUUGUAUAUAUAUAGAUAGUUGUACUAUGAGCAUCCCUAGUAAGGUCUUUGAAUUUUCUCUAAA